AUGCCUUAUAAAGGAGCACAAAGCUUUGCACCGAGUUUCAGUUGCGUGUGGCUUGCCUCUCUGAAUUGGGUUUUAGGCAGCCAUGACAGAUGUUACACGUGUCUCCCAGAGAACCCAUUUUGCCAUUGCCCUUUCUUGCUUCUGGUCUCUUCAUCCAUCACUCCCUGUCUUGGAUUUUCUGGUGUUAGAGAAGAAGAUGAGAGAAACAGAGGAGGGGAUUUGUAUCAGGAAAUAUUGAGAGAUGAAGCUGUGGCAAGACUUCAUCAGCUUGGAAAGGUAAGUGAUGGUGAUGGUUAUCUUGAGAGGAUAUUCAUGAGCCCAGCAGCUGUGAGGGCUGGAAAUCUUAUCCGCGAAUGGAUAGAGGAUGCUGGUUUGAGAACGUGAGCUUCAAUCCUAGUUUGUUUGCAUCCAAACAGUAGUGUUUGAGGAAUUCUUGGCUCAUGUUUGGUCUUGAUAUCCAGGUGGGUUCAUUUCUUGGGAAAUGUACAUGGUCGAGUUGAGGGCACAAAUGCUAGUGCUGAGGUUCUAAUACUUGGUUCUCAUUUGGAUACUGUUGUUGAUGAAGGGAUAUUUGAUAGGUCUUUAGGCAUCAUUUCUGUGGUAUCUGCAUUGAAGAUUUGAGUAUCGAUG
Molecule: messenger RNA, 630 nt
Organism: Rosa chinensis
Lineage: Eukaryota; Viridiplantae; Streptophyta; Magnoliopsida; Rosales; Rosaceae
Product: allantoate deiminase 2-like
Exons: 4
Coding region: 1-384 (127 amino acids)
Molecular function (GO): hydrolase activity, acting on carbon-nitrogen (but not peptide) bonds, in linear amidines
Source: RefSeq, a predicted model, not a curated record